AUGGCGUUGGCCACUAAAAGAUCUGUGCUUAAAUCGUCGAUAAUAAAGAUUUCUAAGAUCGCUAACGAAGUACCAGAUGGCGCUGAUGUAUUUGAGCUUGAAAGCGCGUUUGACAGGUUAAACGAGUUGUUUACAAAAUUCGAAGACGUUCACAUGUCGAUAUUAGAAAUAACUGGAAAGGAAAAUUUAGAUUUCGAAAUUAUCGAAUACUCAGACACUGAGGCAUUGGUGCUCGCUUCGAAAGCAAAGCUGAAACGAGCAAUUAAGGCACUUCAACCUCAACAAGAGCCGCAACCUCCACCGCAAGGAGACAAUUUAAAUCAAAACAGAAAUGAUUUUUCUGGUCUAAGAGUUCCACGCAUGGAAGUACCUGAAUUUACCGGAAGUUAUUUGGAGUGGCCGUCAUUUCGAGAUUUAUUCUUAUCGCUGGUUGGUAAUAAUCCUAAAGUACCGAACGUUCAGAAGUUAUCGUACUUAAAGACGAUUGUUGUCGGUGAGACUUCGAAGUUGAUAAAGAACAUCAAAAUAACGAACGACAAUUACCAAGCCGCAUGGGAUCUUCUAGAAGGUCGCUUCGAAAACGACAGAUUAGUAGUUCAUGAGCUUCUGGAGAACAUUUAUUCAAUUCCGAACGCUACUGGUAGCGCCGAUGGCAUCAAGUUGAUUUUAGAUACAACAAUGGAAUCGAUCCGUGAGUUAAAUAAUUUGAAUCGUCCGACGGCCGAAUACAGCGAUUGGCUGGUGUUCCUCAUUGUGAAAAAGUUGGAUUCUUUAUCCUUGGAAAAGUGGAACGAGCUAAUAGGCGAUGAACGAGCGGUAAUUGAGUGGACAAAAUUAGAAGAAUUUUUGAAUACUCGCUUCAGGAUACUAGAAGGAGGUGAACCAGACUCAAAACGAACACCAUCCCAUCAGAAUUUAGCAAGGACAUCGUGUCACGUAUCAGAGAGUCACGCGAAGUCAGACAAGCGUGUUGAAAAGGCAAAUGUCAAAUGCUAUUAUUGCAAGGGAGGCCACAGAGCGAAGUCCUGUUUUACAUUCAAGAAGAAGAAUCCUCAAGAGCGACGAAAGAUGGUAGAAUCAGCAAAUCUAUGUGUGAAUUGUCUUAGUCCAAGUCAUAAGUUGAAUGAAUGUGCAUCGACGCGCACCUGUUUCAAAUGUGGGCUUCUUCAUCAUUCGCUUUUACAUUUGGAGUCUGUCCCAAGGAGAGAAUCAACGGUUAAAAAAGCGAAUCAUUCCUCGACUCAAGCAUUGGAAUCAUCGUCAAGUUCAUCAUCAUCAGCAUCGAUUGCAAACCAUCUCGUGGAUCACAUCAUUGACACAAACAAAGACAUUUUACUGGCGACAGCUGUCAUUGUUGUUAAUCUUGGUUCCGGAAAAAAGGUAUUUUUGAAAGCUUUACUUGAUCAAGGUUCACAAAUGUCCUUGAUAUCAACGUUCGCUGCAAAGAGACUUAAGUUACAAGCAGAGGUGUAUCAAGGAAUUCCAUUGACUGCGGCAGGCGGUGAAAAAAUUGAAACAAGACGAGGAAUCGCUGAAUUUAGUUUUGGCUCAAGGAUCAACGAUUCGCAAUUUCAGACAACAGCGCUGCUAGUAGACACUGUUACUCGAUAUCAGCAUUCAAAUUACGGCGCUUUUCCCGAAGCUUGCAGGCUUUUCCCAAAAAUCGAAUUGGCCGAUCCCGAGUAUGAAGAUUCGAGUAGAAUUGAUGUUUUAUUGGCUGGAGAUGUGUACAGUCAAGUUGUGUUGGACGGUGUGAAAAAAUUCUGUGGCAUUUUGGUACAAAAUACGAGUUUGGGCUGGAUUUUGUCUGGUCAGUACAACGCAGAGAAUCGCUUGAUGCCAAGCAUCAAUAUUCAUCAAAUGAGUUUUCCUUUGGAGCAAUUACUACGCUCAUUUUGGGAAAUUGAAGAGAUUCAACCCGAUGAAAGGAGUUUAAUGUCGGUUGACGAAUUGGCCUGUGAAAAAUUUUAUGAAGAGUCGCAUCACCGAAAAAGCACUGGUCGUUAUGUUGUUCGGCUGCCAUUCAAGUUGGUCAAAGAAAGCAAAGAACUGGGUUACUCAAGAGGACUAGCAGUUUCCAGUCAAAUUCGUAUGGAGAAUCGUUUCGAGAAAAAUCCAGUGCUGAAAGAGAAAUAUCACAAGUUUAUGGAUGAGUCAGUCAGAUUGGGACACAUGGAGUUGGUAUCAGAAACCGAUUUACAAAAGUCAACAAGCGAGUGUUUUUACAUGCCUCAUCACGCAGUGCUACGCGAAAGUUCAACGACCUCUCUACGAGUGGUGUUCAAUGCGUCUCAAAAGUCGUCCACUGGUGUAUCGCUUAAUGAAUUGUUGCACACUGGUCCCAAAUUGCAGUCUAAUUUAUUCGAUAUUCUUGUCCGUUACAGAAAGCAUAAAGUUUGUUACAUGGCCGACGUAGAGAAAAUGUAUCGCCGAAUCUUUGUGCAUAAGAAGGACAGGGAUUAUCAGCGCAUUGUAUGGCGUAAAGAUGUCAAUCAGCCACUAAAAACUUAUCGUAUGCGUGUCGUAACAGAUGGUAUGUCAUCAUCGCCGUUUUUGGCAAUUCGAACAGUUCGACAACUGGCGGAAGACGAAAAAGAGAACUUUCCGUUAGCGUAUGAGCCGAUAAUGACGGAUUUAUUCAUGGACGAUUUGGUAUCCGGUAGCAAGGAUAUUUCAUCUGGUAUAAAGCAAAUUCGAGACAUAAACAACAUCUUUAAGUCUGGUGGUAUGCAUAUGAGGAAAUGGUCGUCGAAUUUCGAUGAUGUUUUGACAGAAAUAUCGCCUGAGGAUCGUCAAAGCUCUCCAAUCGAGUUCAGUCAGGAUGAAAUUGUCAAAGUUCUUGGGAUUCAAUGGUCACCGUCGACAGAUACUUUCGGAUUCAAGGUUCGACUGCCACCAGUCGAGAGUACAACAACAAAGCGUAAAUUUCUGUCACAUGCUAGCAAACUGUUUGAUCCGUUGGGAUUUAUGGCACCUUGUACCGUAAUCCCUAAAAUAUUGUUUCAGAGACUUUGGGAAACAAAGCUGAAAUGGGAUGACUUGCUUCCAGAUGACAUAAGAAAGCGUUGGGUCAAAUUUCAUGGCGAACUACCACUGUUGGAGUCAAUCCAAAUCCCUCGAUUUUUUGGAUUAUCGGAUGACAUUGGAUCUGGUGCAUUUGAGCUUCAUGGGUUUUCCGAUGCGUCAGGUCUCGCCUAUUCUGGUGUCGUUUAUACACGAGUUCAGCAUCCAGAUGGUACAAUACAGGUGCAAUUGUUGGCUGCAAAAACGAAGGUGGCUCCGGUGAAAAGAAUCACGAUUCAUUGUGGAGAACUCUGUGGCGCACUAUUGGUGAGUCGUUUGUUAAAGAAAGUUUUGCUUUCGUUAAAGGUUGCCGAUGUUUCGGUUUAUGGAUGGACUGACUCUGAAGUUGUCUUGGGUUGGUUAAAGAAAAGUCCUGGAACUUGGCAGCAGUUUGUCGGUAACAGAACGGCUCAAAUAUUGGAUAUCGUACCAUUCCACCAAUGGGGAUACGUUGAAUCGAGUCAAAAUCCUGCUGACUGUGCGUCGAGAGGUAUUAUGCCAAGUCAAUUGGUGUCGCAUCCGUUGUGGUGGAAAGGACCAAGUUGGCUUAGUGAAGCCAAGUCUCAAUGGCCAUCCACAGUUAACCCACUGCAAUUGUCAACUACUGAUAUCAUGAAGAAGAAGUCAAUCAUGAAUUUGGUUGCAGUAGAUCCGAGAAAUCAAUUAUUGGAACGAUAUUCAUCAUUGCGACGACUUGUGCGUAUAACAGCGUGGUGUAUGCGAUUCGUUACGAACAUACGACAAAGGAUUUCCGACAGAUCUGGAGGGUGUCAAUCAUCAGCGCAGCCAGUCUGGGGGCUGCGGAAACAAAACCUGCAUCAUGGGGGACUGAGGAAAUGCAUGUCCAGACACCCGAACACAGAUCUGAAUUCGGUUCAAUUCCUAACUGCUGUUGAGUUGCGAAAUGCACUCAAGAUUUGGAUCCGAGUGGUUCAAGAAUCUGCUUUUGGUGCAGAAUUGAAGAGAUUACGAGCAAACAAGCCCGUUCGCCGUGGGAAGCUAAGGAAGUUAAAUCCAAAAUACGAUCAUCAAGAAGGUGUCAUCAGAGUCGGAGGCCGCUUAACAAAUGCUCACAUUUCAUACGACCAAAAGUUCCCGAUUGUUUUGCCGAAUGAUGGUUCUUUGACUCAGUUACUUAUUGCCGACGCUCAUAUCCAUACAUUGCAUGGUAACGUUCAGCUGAUGUUACAAUAUUUGAGGCAACAUUACUGGAUUUUUGAUUCGCGACGAAUCGUUCGGUCAUUUAUUAAGAAUCGAUGCAAAACGUGUCUGAAGUGGUCAAGCACGAAGCAAAAACAACAAAUGGCUCCAUUACCGCGUCCGAGAGUUCAAGCGUCGAUAUCUUUCACUUUUACUGGAGUGGAUUUCGCUGGUCCCGUUUACAUUAAAGACAAGGGACGUGGAAAGAAUCAAUCGUUGUCGAAGGGCUACAUAGCUGUGUUCAUUUGCUUAUCUACGAAAGCCAUCCAUUUGGAAGCUGCUGAAGAUUUGUCAACUCGCGAGUUUAUAGAAACGUACAAGCGGUUUGUUAGUCGUCGGGGGAAGCCUUCGAAAAUGCACAGCGACCAUGGUUCCAAUUUUGUUGGUUGUACAACUGAGUUAACGAAGGCACAAGAAAGAGCAAUGCGUCAACAGAUGGGAGAAAUAGCCGCGUUACUGGCUGAUGAUGGAAUUGAAUGGGAAUUCAAUCCUCCAACGGCAAGUCAUUUCGGAGGAAUUUGGGAAGCAGCAGUGAAAUCAAUGAAGUUCCACCUCAAACGGAUUGUUGGAUCAGCACAUCUUACGUUUAAGGAGCUAACAACGCUUUUAUGUCAAAUCGAGUGUGCGUUGAAUUCGAGACCAAUAUGCAGCUUGACCGAUGAUGUAGACGAUUUGAAUUUCUUGACGCCAGGACAUUUUACCAUGGGGAGGAACCCAACCACUUUGCCUGAAGAAUCUUUUAUCGAUAUCAACGAGAAUCGCUUAACCAAAUGGCAACGGCUUCAGCAAAUGUAUCAGAACUUUUGGAGCAGCUGGUCGAAGGAAUAUUUGUCGAAUUUGAGCGAUCGUUCGAAAUGGUUCGAUACCGAAGACAAUUUGAAGAUUGGCGAGCUGGUUAUUUUGAAGGAGGACGAUUUACCACCAACUAAAUGGCUCAUGGGUCGUGUUAUCGAGGUGCAUCCAGGAGGCGACAAUUUGGUUCGGGCGGUUACAGUUCGCUUGAAAUGCAAACAUCAUACUCUAACUAGACCGAUUCAUAAGCUCUGCAGGUUGCCGUUUUUGCGCUCCGAUGAAUUGGAUGUCGGACUUUAG
Messenger RNA from Bradysia coprophila, 5355 nucleotides. RefSeq lists its product as uncharacterized. The record is from RefSeq and is a predicted model, not a curated record. NCBI's taxonomy places the organism in Eukaryota, Metazoa, Arthropoda, Insecta, Diptera, Sciaridae. Gene Ontology annotation, biological process: DNA integration. Gene Ontology annotation, molecular function: nucleic acid binding.